AUGGCUGAGGACCCUUCUCUAGCCCUCAGCAAUUUUUAUGCUAUAUACUCGAAAAGGGAAAAUUCGCCGUCAUUAGAGGAUUUGCGCAUCAUCUUUCACUAUGCCGUCGCGUCGGUGAGAUAUUUUGUUUUCUUACUUAUAUUUAUUGUUUGUCGCCCCAUUUUCGUUCAUCUUAACGGUCUGUUUGGUCACUUGGAUGUUCGCCGUAGAGCGCUUGGGGACGCAGAGGUUGCAUCUACCGACAGGCGUCCAUAUGCGGGGAUUGGAAAGCGUGUUACGAUUGAUGCGAGGAGUUAGGGGGAGAUUUUGAAAGUCCCAAUUGUUAUUACCGAGUCGCGAGGUGUCAAAUCGGUGGGAUCCUACAUGACUGAGCCUGGAUUAUCAGUAGUCAGCGAGCCGUGGACGCAGAUCCUCGUAGGUAACGUCCAUCUCGAUAUGGCGGCUGCUGCUGUUUGUGUUGGAGUGCCAAGUUUCGACGCUUUUUCGCGCCUUUUUGGUGUUAGCAUUGGCGAUCGCUUUAAUUCCGUCUCAAUUAAAGCGGUGAUCGCACUCAAGAGCGUGCGCAAACACGAUAGACAAGGAAUGCUGUUGGCGGAUAACCAACGUAUGUUAGUUAACAUGCUCUCAAUUGUCUGGCCAGGUGGUAUUGAAGAAAACAGGCCAACCACAUUAAAUGAUAGAAUGCUUUUACCAGGGCUUAUUUUAAGAUCUUUUGAUGAGAUGCCUGAGAAUCUUCGACGCUAUAUUGUGGCCCAUUGGUGAGGUGCUUCGGGUGCCUGUAUAGCCAUUUGACAAGGUCGCAGGUGGACGGCUCACUGAGUUGCACCAUUAUCGUCGGUGGUGCGUCGGGUUUGUGACCCUUUCGAAGGCCAUUUAUAUGUGCGAAGGUCUACAUUCACUGCCCUGUCUUAAGGUUGCCUGCGCUUGCUCGCCCUGAUGGGAAUUCGAACUCGAAUUGAGUUUAAAGACGCCUAAGUUGUCCGAGUUUGGCAUAUCCAGCCUUUCUUCCGCAAUGCAGUUCGCAUGUUCCAACUCUCCUCGCUACCCCCACUUCUUGCUCACUGCAAGACUGCAACAACUGUCCCCCGACCGUGCUUUUUCAUUAAUCACUGCAGAAAUAGGUGAUUAAGAAAUAUUAGUUUUAUUUUACAACGUCGUUCGAUCGAUGAAAAGUGGCGCGGAGACCACACCAUGGAUCGUAAUAUUUAAAUCGGACAAUUCAUUAGAUUUCUUAGAUGUUUUGGCACUGGUGCAUCCCAAACAGCCGCUCGGAUCGUUCUUUCAAGAUUGUCUCUUCUGGCGUUUUGACCCAAGAACCUAACCUCAGGGCAACGAUGGCCAGCAAGCCUGUCUACUGACGGCUCUUGACCAGCAUAUCGCUGCCGCCAUGGGGCUUUACGGCGUUAUAAAGUAGUCGUCGUGCUAGACCUUAGCACGCUACGCCCUGGUGGCAGUAAUCUUGAUGGUGUCUACUUUUCACUCAGACGCCUACUGACCGAUCUCGAAUACGCCGAGGAUAUUGUCCUGCUAACCUGAAGCUCCGGUGAUCUACAGUCUGUGGUAUUACGGGCGAAUGCAGUUGCUAAAAUCGAUUAAUUUUUCCGUAAAGGUCGGAAGGACCAAAGUGUGAAGAAGAAGAAGAGUCGAGUACCGAAACACUUCGUUUAUUGUCCUGAGCUUUCAGACUCGUACAGGAGUCCAUCGUCAGAGGUAGUGGCAGAAACAGGACAAGCGGCAGUUAUAAGGCACGUAAACCCAAUCAUCGACCGACGUCGCACGACUGGAGGUGACUACGCAGGACUUUGUACGCCGGCGCCAGAUCGAUAAAUCGAUUGACCGAGUUCUCAUCCGAGACCCAGGCUUCAAUCAAUUCUCGGCCUGUUUUGUUUCCGGCGUGGGCGACUAUUUGGUGGCUGCGAAGUUAAACUCGUGACCCAUUUCGUAGGUUUGGGCGGCCACUUGUGAUAAUGCGUCGCCUCGCCGCAUCCUCGACCAGUCAACUUGAUGAAGUGAACGGUUUCAAAUACCUCGGGAUGAAGGUACUGUCAAAUGAGCAGAAUUAGAACGACAUCGUAUCCCAACUGGAUUCUGCUCACGGGAUUGGGGUUCUUACCGUGUCGUCAAUGAGAAAGUCUAGUCCCCAGACUCCUUUUGGUUUCCGACUGCAGAGUCGUCGAUUCAGUUACCAGGUCGUGCAGGCAGGACCUUCGAGAUAGGGGGAGAAUGCUAGUAUUUACUUCUGGGCCCGCGCCGUGAUGUACCGUUUAUUGUCUUUCGUAUCCCAGUUGUGCUUAGCGGUCCAUUGUUUGUUUUACCGCUCACUUUUUUAGUUGGUGCGCGACCCAGAUUGUCUCAAAUUCCUGAACUCUGAUGAUCGGGAGAGGCUGAUUAAAAAUGAUUGUGGUCCUGUUCCCUUCAAAACCAAACUGGAGGGCUACCCUCGCUCUCCUCUUUAUUCGCACAUAGCCAACUAUUUGGCAUUGAUAUCCAUGAGUGGGUAGGUUUCCAGUCAAAUAGAGCUUCAUUUCCUUCCUAAGGACCUGUCCUGUCUUUAAACAGCCCAAAUUUGAAACCCUGAAUGAAUGGAAUAACUCGAUGUAUCGGUAAGUCAUCUGCGUACUAUGAUUUGCAUUUUUUAUAUCUGGGUCUCCAGAGUGGACUGCGAUGUUGAGUCUGAAUUGUUACUGGGCAUAUUGGCGAUAAGAGUGUGUCUGACUUUGCGUCCUAUUUACUCUCUACAACAAGUCUGUCACGCGCAAAAAUUCUUGCCCCACAAGGUUGCCGACGUCUGUCGGGAUAAAUUGCUCCGCCGGACUUACUUUGCUCUUGCUGCGACUGUGACAAUGUCGUGUGACGAUCACAGGCAGUCAGUCAGGUGCGUCCAAUUCAGUGACGGACAUCGAGUACCGAAGGCCUAAGAACUACCUCCAUGCCUUGGAGGAUGCGUUUGGCCAAGUUUUGAGUUCACCUGCUAAAGGACCUUCGGUACUAGUUCAGGCGACAGAGAAUGCAUCCGAAUCACCCACACGUAAUACGGCCGCAGAAUAACAUUACUGGCGCAUGAUAUAUAGGCAGAAUGAUAUUACCGACAAAGACAAGGGAGACUGGAAUGGCCAUUUCUGGCUUAUUAGCCGUCGUCAGCCAGCCAUACCCAAGCCCGAAGUGUGGAACACCCGAGCCUCGAACUCGCGACCUGUUGGUUUAGAAGUCAACGCCUCUACUCACCGGGCCACGAGCCCGUUGCCCUGUCGGUUUUCAAUCGGGAAUAUACAAUGCUAGGGGGCGCUCACCGAUCGUUCAUACGGAACUCACUCGUUCCGUUGUGCCUUAAGGGCUCUCUCUCGAGCCCAACCAGCAGCCGCACGGCGGCGCAUGAUAUAUAGGCAGAAUGAUAUUACCGACAAAGACAAGGGAGACUGGGAUGGCCAUUUAUGGCUUAUUAGCCGUCGCCAGCCAGCCAUACCCAACCCCAAGGUUUGUAACUCUUGGGGCUCUAUCCCGCGACCUGCUUGUUAGAAGUUCAACACCCCUUAACCACUGAGCUACGGGCUCCUUGUUCUGUCGGUUGCGGUCGGAUAUACGCAUUGGUUGAGGGACGCUCACCUACCAUGUCACGGAACUCAUUCGUUGCGUUAUGCCCUGGGGGCUCUCUCUCUCUCUCGAGCCGCAAUAUGGAUUGGCUGACAAGACGGAUGACCGUAGAUUAAUACAGCACUAUUCCGUGAUGUGAGGAGGACGGCGUAGACGGGGAAGGGACAUCCUACACAUCCGCAGAGUUCAUUGACGCUGACUACUCUCCAUGCGAUGUUAAGGGGCGUUGGAAUUCUAACCAAGAGGUCGCGGGAUCGAGUCCUAGAUGUUCCACGCUUCGUAGUUGGAUAUGGCUGGCUGACGACGGCUAAUAAUCCAGAAGUGGCCAUUCCAAUCUACCUUGUCUUUGUCGGCAAUACCAUUUUGCCCAUAUUAUGCGUCGCUGUGGGGCUGCUGGUUGGGCCAUAGAGAGAGUCCUAAGGCACAACAGGAUGAAUGAGUUCUUUAAAAACGAUCGGUGAGCGUCCCUCUGCCAUUGUAUAUUCCCCAUCGCAGCCGGCAGGACAACUAGCCCGUGGCCCAGUGGUUAGAGGCGUUGGACUUCUAACCAACAGGCCGCGAGAUCGAGCCCCAAGUGUUCCACUCUUCAGGGUUGGGUAUGACUGGCCGACAACGGUUAAUCUGCCAAAAGUGGCCAUUCCAGUCUCCCUUGUCUUUGUCGGUAACGCUAUUCCGCCCAUAAUAUGCGCCGCUGUGUGGCUGCUUGGGGCUCGAGAUAGGACCCCAAGGCACAACGGAACGAGUGAGUUCUGUAACGCGAUCGGUGAGCGCCCCUCUAGCACUGAUUGUGAACUUUCUGAUUUGAGACGAGAUCGGUGUUCUUCAUUCGGAGGAUGGUUCCCCAGGCAACGGUGGCCAACCGUGUCCAGUGCUCGCUCACCUUCCAUCUCGACAACCUAACAUACACAUCUAUCGACACGCCGAGUACUCAACAGGAGUCCUUUGGCUUAAGCCGUCCUGCUAGAUCUGGCGGUCAGUCUACUUCUAGUUCAGUCGUCGCUCUAUGUCUCCUCGACCUCCUUGAACAUCUAGUCUGCUGCUUUGUUCCAGAGAGCCUAAGAACAAACAUAGCCGGUGGUACACUCGUGUGUCAAAAAUUGACCCCUUACUAAGAAUACCCCCCCCCCGCCCCCACCUGGAUCAGAACAAUCAGCCCUUUUGACAUUAAAAAAAUCAAACAACGACACAACGAAUCGAAUGCUUCAUAUUGACCCAACUGUGAAAAACUCGGCGCCUCAGUGAGAUUCGAACCCACGCAGUAAGGAAAAGGCUUUAGUGCAGCCAACGCUCUAACCACUUGAGCUACGAGGCCCCGCCGACGACUCGAUUUUAAUCACAUUUGGGUCAAGUUUACCCGCCCAACCUACUGCAACGUCUGCAAUCCACCAAAUCUGAUACAGUAAGUUGACUGCCCAAGCAGGAUUUCCUAAGUAAUUCACCUAGAAUCCACCAGAUGACUACCAGGCUUACGUAAUACAUGGAUGUUUUGGCAGAUUUUGAAUAAUUCAUAUUGACCCAACUGUGAAAAACUCGGCGCCUCGGUGGGAUUCGAGCCCACGCAGUAAGGCGAAGGCCUUGGUACAUUCAACGCUCCAAUCACUUGAGCCACGAGGCCCCGCCGGACGACUCGAGUUUAAUCACAUUUGGGCGGGUAAACUUGACCCAAAUGUGAUUAAACUCGCGUCGUCCGGCGGGGCCUCGUAGCUCAAGUGGUUAGAGCGUUGGCUGUACUAAAGCCUUCUCCUUACUGCGGGGGUUCGAAUCCCACCGAGGCGCCGAGUUUUUCACAGUUGGGUCAAUAUGAAUUAUUCAAAAUCUGCCAAAAUACCUAUGAAUCGAAUGCGGCUGCUGCAGUCAAACAGAUAACGCUUGGCGUCUGUUGGGUGGUGUUGACCUAGAGCCCACGUGGAGCUCUUUGGGGUGUGUUAGUGAAUUUUCAACUCGCCAUCACCGUCAUCGUCGAACCGAACCUGAGAGCUGAGCCGUUUGCACUGCACAGGAGCAAGCAGGUUUCAAAAACAGUGUCGUUGGUGCAGGGGCGGCGUGUUUGCGUGCGUCAGUAGGCGGGAAGCGUGCAGAUGCGUGAUGUGUGUGCACGACUCCCACAGCUGGCCGUGCUGUCGGACUAAAACGAGGAGCGAAAUUGACUCGCGGGGCUCGUUUGUCUGGCUGUGCAGAGUUCGGGCGAACCUACAAGUACUGCUGUGUAUGUGUGUGGGACGCCCUAGAUGUAGGCCUUCCGGCCUAUCCUCCAAAUCUCACCACCAGCUGGGCGACAGGCUAGGACAGUCGACGGGCGCAUGGGAAAUGAAAGAGUGGGAGAAAGAGUGAGGCUGGCACUGUUUAAUCCACCCCCAGGCCACGCUAGCGCAUCCGUCAGUAAGAAAUCUGACGUCAUUGAGCCAGUCACGGCGUGUGAUCCAGCACACUUCGUUCGAAGUUUAACUGCUCCACCCAGACUACUCGACUUAUUUCAGUAAUGCACCUUGAUUCAUUCCCAACUUCGCCACACCAUGCAUACAUUAACACGUCCUAGUGUUCAUGGGACAGUUGCAUGCCUGUUGCAUGUAAUUCUUCAGCAAAUCUUCCUCCCACCUUUAUGUGUUGGUGUUUUUCUGCGGCACUAUUGUAACCAAUAGGGAGUUCGGAGGCGUUCGCCUACCUUUCCCUUAAUGAGACUGAACUGCCAGGGAUCAUGGCAGCUGACGGGAUAGUGCAGGCUACAAUAACUCUCUAAUGGGGCCUCAACAGAAGCCCGUUGGGCCAAAUCGCUUGCGACAAGUCCAGACGGGUUGUUUAACUUUCUCUGCCGCUGCACCAGAGCUUGCGUCUGAUCGUCUGGUCAUCGCCUUGUCAUCAGAGCAAGGCAGGUGGGGGAGAAGAGAGUGCGGCAGAUGCAGCUCAAGUCUGCCCACUCCGCGGGGAGCGCCUGAUGAGCGUCGUUGUUCGCGUCUGUCGAGCUAUCGUGUGGGAUUGUACGGGUCCGUAUGCUUAGCCUGGUACAAGUGUGAAUCACAUCCUUUGUGACUGUUUAGUUUCGUCAUUCACUGUUACCACACCUAUCUCCGGCUGUAUUGACUUUGUCUCGCCAUCGGAGCAAGUCGGGUGAGGGACAAGAGGGUGCGGUUGGUGCAACGCAAGUUCUAUCUCACUAAUUGACGCGCCAGUCACCGCUACUUAGAAGAAGGCGAGGGGAACGUGGUCGUCUUUUACGACCGUCAAACAUGGAUCCGUCAUUUUUGUUGUUUUAUGACGGACACGUUCGACUGGUGAUGCGAAAGAAGCCACACACGAGCUUCACCGGGUUGGGUUGAGGAGAGGUAACGCAUUUGUAAGCAAUAAGUGGGCGGGUUUUGCUGUUUUUUUUUCGAUGAGCGCGAAGGACCGAAAACCCUUGUAGUAGGCAUCGCCACCAACACAACGGUUGAUGUCUGCAUCAGAGUACCAAAUCUGGCGAGAUUAUCGCGGCCGGAUUUGUCAUGAGUUGUAAGUCACUGUAAACCGGAUUAACACAUAGUUGUACGGGUCUUCGGCAGGACCUAUCAUUAUCUGACUCUGACCAUCAGGGGACGUAUUAUUCUGAUAUCAACACCGCUAAAUUGAACAUUUUUUAUUCACCUUCACCGCUAAUGACUGUGCUGUUGGUAUGGUAUCACCUUACCCUAAAGUAUACUACUAGCUGCCUGUCGGCGGUUAAUGAAUAUUACACGAUUACCCGCUGUGGCUGAUGGACUUUGGCCCAAAUAUUCAUGUAUAAAAUUCUCGGUCUGAGCUUAUAGACCAUGAAUAAACUGAUCUACUGCAACUUCGUAAAUUUCUGAGAAAAUUAAGGAGCGACAAUUUCUAAAUUGGAGUAUCUACCAGAAAACACACGGGGAAUGCUAGGGGACCCACUGACAAGCCGAACCCCUCGCAGCUGCGCCAUGCAGCGGCGAAACACGCGUGUAUGGGCUUUUGGCUAGUACCUGUGCUGUUAAUAUGGUAUCACCUUACUCUAAACGUCGUAUUUCUUGCGCAUGUCAUUUUGAGAAUCAUGUCUCAAUGCUCAUGUUAAAGGUAACGCUCAGAUGCAUUAUUUACGAGUUAUUUUCCUCUUUACUCUAGGAUUGAUCGCCUCCAACGGAUCUUAGAGCUGGCCCAACCCAUCCCACAGAUGCUCAAGUACUGGACUUUUGAACGGUUCCGUCGAAGAGUUGAGCUUCUUCUGGGAGUGAGUUCGCAAGCUAGGCGCCUGCUUUUCCUGGAGCUGUCUGUUGUUUAGGUUCUGCAGAAUCAUUGUAGUCUGCGAGUAGACUUGCUUUGUAGUAACUGCUUCUGUGAUAUGCAAACUGUCAAUCGCAGUAUCGACAUCCCCCCUGUCUACCGAGCCGUGCGUCACUGCCCGGAGUAAAUGGAGAUUUUGAUAUCUUAGUGCCAUAUCCACCAAUUGGCGACCGUCCACUAACCAUGAACGCUGGCAAUGAAUUAAAGAAGGGUCGAUUUACGCCCCUGUAUGGGGAACUCAUCAUUAAGUUACGCAUUUAUAUACCCCUGUCAUCUGGUCAUUUUCGGAUGAUGGACGCAACUUAAUUGCCAGCGGUUCGGGUACCAACGGACGAGGUUGCACUACAAGUAGGGUGGUUAUUCCUGACUGGCACAUUUUGCGCGCCUCUCUCCAACCGGAACUUGCUACUUUUUCAGAUUCUUGGAAAGAGGGGCAUGCUGGAUCUUUUGCAAAUGAGGAAGACCGUCGGCUCUCGCGACGUCUUCCCAUUCACGCGUGAAGAGAUUAUCGAGUCCGGAAAGCAAUUGCAUCAGUAUGUGGGCAUAUUUUCCGUAAUUCAUUUUCUUCCCCGUUCCCUUCUACCACUGUCACCACCACCACCACCACCACCACCACCACCACCACCACCACCACCACAUCAACGAUCUUUGUGCUAUUUUAAAAUUAGUAAAAAGUCCAAUGCUAACGCACACAUACAGUUAACUCGUCUGACAUUGCGAUGCUGUCAUAACGUCUGGCCAAUCUCUGACAGCGAGGUCCAGUGUGCUGUCCGACCAAUUACAUCCAUCCAAAAUGUCCCAUCAACUCACGCGGGCACGCUGGCACUCAAUUCUCCCGGAAGCCUGUGCUUGACAGUCGUAGUAGUUUAGGCCUGCCCAUGCCUUAAACCGCUGUGGUAUCCUCAUCUGCCAAGAAUCUGUCUUUGAGGCGCCGGGGUUGUGGCUGUCAAUAAACUGACUGCAGGGUAUUUCACAAAAUGAGGGCUUUGACUGUGCUCUAGGCCAGAAAAGCACGCUUAGGUAUCUGUUAAAUGUUGAUCGUCGUGCUUGUUUUUAAGGUGUAUACAGUCGACCCCCGGUAUUCUCGGGGGUUAGGGACUACAGACCCUCGCGAAUGCUUGGGACCCCUCUUAAAACUCGUGUAGCUGCCUGUUUUAAUGUUCCAAAACCAAAUAUACCUUAAACUCCCAUCCUUAAACACUUUAAUAUUAUUUCAAAGUCAUCUUUCAACACUAAUCUUAAAAAUAUGUGACUUAAAACUACGCGUGAACACCUGCAAGUGCUACACUUACUAGGACGAAAAGUAAUCAAGUCACCCCUAUAUUCGGGCACGCACAUUUUCUUUUAUACAAUAUUCAAGCCUUGACGGUUUUUUUAUAACGUACGAUGAUGAUGACGACCAUGAAGGAUUAGCUGUGCAAACCGGUAAAAAAAACGAUAAAGAUAUGACUACAGAUCAAAACACAGCGGUUUCGGGAGACCUUGGGGUUCCUUCUUCAUGAGUUCGAGAAUCAUGGCGUUUCUGCCUCGUCAUGGUGAGAGGGAGAUUAUUAUGGGUUCCUUUGCGCGCAUCAAGAAGACAUUAUGGAGCCCUCCAUAUAAGGAUUCCACGCCCAAAUGAUCUCCUGCAGGUCCAUAGACGUUCCAAAGUCAGACCCUCCUCCACGUCCCCUAAACAUGCCCUGUCUUCUUCGGUGGUAGACUUUGUCAGCUCGUCCAAAUCCCGGUCGGUCAAGGGGUCAGAGCGGGUAUCGAGGUUGACGACUUCAGCCUCGGGGACGUCGUUGAGGCCGCACUCCACCAAGCCCUCUGACUGCCUUAUAAAUAAGCGAACUUUGAAUUUCUUCUGGAGAUAAGCUCUUAUAAUUGUGAAUACGCUCCGGCCACAGCUUCUUCCAGUAUGCAUUAAGGGUUUCUUUCUGCACAUGCCUCAACGAUCGGCCGAUGAGCGUCAGACCUGUGGCAAUCGUGAAUUUACGCCAAUACUCCCUCAGUGUAAACUCGUUGUCAGUGUCCAUUCCCCUCAACAAGGUGCUCGAGCGAGUUCCGGAUGUAGCGUGCCUUGAAGGCACGCAUCACACCCUGAUCUCUAUAGACUGGAGCAAAAAGGUGGCGUCCCCAGGGGGGGGGGGAGGGUGCUCGAGCCCAGCUACCUCGUGCUAAAGGUCCACAAGAUGGCCACGUGCACUAUUCAUAAGCAACAACACCUCGAACUCCAUGUACAAAUCGUUGAGUUAGUCCUUAUCUUGAAGAAUGAGGCUCUGAAUGAACUGGUUAGACGUAAGGAAUUUGAUGACCCAGGCUUUGGCGUUGUGCUUCCAGAACACGGGCAGUAAGUUUUUGUCAUUGCCAAUAGUUGCGGACAAAGCAAAUACGUCGGAGAAACCGGAAGACAGCUCCGAACGAGAAUGGCCGAACACGCUGCAGCGGUGCGGGUAAAUGACGCCAGCUCUCAAGUUGCGGUUCAUUCGACGAGAUCCGGCCACGCAUUCAAAUUCGACGAGGCCGAAAUUUUCGCAAGAGGUGACGACCGCAUGAGUCAGUAGCUGCUUGAGUCAUGGUUUACUGGCCCCCCAGUCCGUUAACAAGUGCAAUGACCUUCCCCUUCCAUACUCAGCGCUGAGAGUUCGUCUACGCGGGGUAAUUAGCCACGCCGGAAGCGCAUAGGUGGACACUUUUCCCAACGCCAGGGUCGGUGGAUCAGACGGUCAACCAAUCAUCAUACCAAUCCCCAACGCACGUGAUGAAAUUGCUGCAAUUAACGACGCGAAUGUCGGCCAUCAAACAAUUAACACAUCAAGUGCGACGAUCACGGAUGAUGGGGGGAGCCGUGAAUGUUCAUAGGUAUGCGGUAGCAUGGCGACUGUAUCCCAUAAAUACUGCAGCCCCUUGUGCAUUAUCCACCCGUAUCUUCUUUUGUCUGAUGAUGGGCUCGAGCGGGAAUCCGAAACGUCAGGCUAAUAAAGCUAUUGUACGAGCGAUCGUGUCUCCUUCAAAUAAGUUUUUGUUCCUACUCUUGAGGGCCGCGGGAUUCGAAGCCUAGUUUUAUCAUGGAUCCAGCAUCACUGUCACACGUGAUGAAAUUAAUCCGGAGCUUUAUGUUUGGAAUUUGCGUAUCGCUUGACGAACGCUUUUUAGGAAAAAAGUCAUUUUAUUGGUACUUUGAUGUGUUUACACCAACAUUAAUAUUUGUAAAUUAACAAAUCCGUUAUUUUUCAGGUGUGGUUAUGUAGCCCUACCUGAAGUAAACAGACCCCAGCCACCUGUAAUAUGGGACCGUUGGUAAUAGGGGUUUUUACAGGUGGGACCGGGAAACGCACAAGCGACGAGGUCAAGUAUUUUUAUGCGAAGAAAAGCUAUUUGGAAUGCACGUUGUACUUUGAGUGGUUGGGGAAUAGUUGCCCUAACCACUAAUCCCAGUGCUGACCCCUGACACCAACCUUAACUCCUAACCCCUAACUCUAACCCCAACCCUAAUAGUAUUGUGUCCAUCGGUUGGGGCUACAUAACCACGUCUUCUCCCCUUUGCAUCAUAAAAGAUGUAUUAAGUCACAAAACCAAGUCAAAUUCAUGGGCGAAUAGGAGGGGGGGGGAGGGUCGACUGUAUACAUUUUCUUGAAAUCUUGUAUUUGUGAUCAUACAGUUUCCUUAGGGAACAGUGUUUUGUGCCUCAUGUAUUGCUAUAAACACUGUGUGCUUUUGUUGUCUUGUGUCGAGACUUUACAAGACUCCACGACUCUUCUGUAGCGUCUCCAGUUUAAGCUGUUGGGCUAUAAUCUGCUUCACAGAGGUACUCACGAGUCCAACUACUGGCCAUUUAGCUUGACCGCUUACCAAGCCCACUAGGGCAGGCUCCCAUCGCCAUUAAGGUUACUGCAAUCACGCACAACAGUACGGGGCGGAUCUGUUCGUUUUAUUCUCACCUUCGGUUUAGCCAUGUUUUCUAUGGGCAACUAGAGAAAAGGUCAGAUAGUUCAAAAUAGUAAGACGCUUCCCCGUGUAAGGAGGGAGGGGACUCGUUCUCUCAUGUUUUACGGCAAGCGUGCGUGCCCUGCAAUCCUGAUUAGUAGUACAUGUGACACCUCGCCCUAAUAUUGAUUUAUUCUGGCGUAUACUUAGCCUCGGUUUUGAAGAAGGAGACACGAUCGUUUGGACGAGAGCUUUAUUAGCCCGACAUUUCUGAUUCCUGCUCGAACCCAUCCUCAGAGACAACGGCAAAUACGGGUGGUUCAUGCACAAGGGGCUGCAGUAUUUAUAGGAGGCAGUCGCCAUGCUACCACAUAUCUAUGAAUAUUCACGACUCCCCCCUUCACCAGAGAUCGUUGCACGUGCUCGACCACCUGACGCACUGACCCUGGUGUUUGGAAAUGUGUCCACCUGUGCGCUCCCCACGUGGCCAAUUACUCCGCCUAGGCGAAGUCGCAGCACUGAGUAUGGAAUGGGAAGAUCACUGCACUUGUCAAUGGACUGGGGCCCACUGAACCAUGACUCAAGCAGCUCCCGGCUCACACGGUUGUCACCUCUCGCGAGAAUUUUGGCCUCGUCGAAUUUGAAUGUGUGGCCGGAACCCGUCGAAUGAGCCGCCUUGGUCGAUAGUCUACCAGCUGAGGAUGAUAUGGCCAAAAACUCAGAAUUAGUUCAAGUUUGUUGACCUGGUGAUUUCAAAGUCCUGAAGGCCGGAGUUCAGGACUUCUUUGUAAUUGUUUCUGUACUCAGUUGGGUUUUUUCUCAACUUCUGCUGUUUUGUUUUUUUUUCAGCCGUCUUGCUAAGCUCACCGUGGCGGGACGUGCCGUUGCGAAACACGCCGUACGGGACAGUACCAGGGCUUGGUGGGGCGAGUGUUCCGGAAGUGAGUGUUCCCUCAGUCCCGCCCCCCCCCUUUCCCGUCCCCCCUUCUGGUGAAGCUGGUCCUCUUGAGGAUUUGGCAUCCAUUCAGGCCUUGUCUUGUUCAGACUUACCUUUGAAUUAAUUGAAUGCUCGUAUUUCCUGUGGUUGACUGGUUUCCGGGAAGCGCUGAGCGUGUCCUUAACGACAGUGACAGUGUCCAUCGCGCGCCCUACGGGUGUGUGCAGCACCAGUAAGUUGCGGACAGACUUGCGAUGUACAGUUAGUGGGGCAGACUUGCGAUGUAUAUACCUCACGCGCGCGCUCACUCGCCUUGCUUUGGUGGAAGGACUCUUCCAGGGCAACCGAAAGUGGCCGUGGAUACAGUGUCCGAGGAAUCUGAACAGACUGUCUACACGUGCCACACACAUGACCUAUUCCUUACGUCCACUGGGCCGCUAUGGGGGCGGCUCGUAUCAUGAAGACCGGGAUGGGAGAGAGAGAGAGAGAGCCAUUACGUCGUGACUGUCAGUCCUGGGGAGGUCCGAGUUAUCCUGUCGGUUGGAAACCUUCUACGUCGCAACUGCUGGCACCUCGUGACGGAUUCAAGCACGCCAUAUUGUGAGGGACGCGCUGAUGUGCCGUGGGGAUGGAAUCCCCGGUCCUGAUCUCAAUCUUUUCUCUCCUAUGCACCAGUCGACUCUCUGAGCCUGCCAACCAACGAGUGAAGGAAUUAGGCCGAGUGGCCGACACAGUGUGAAGGCCUAAGUCUAAGCCCUGUCACAUGCAUAGGUGGCAGCUGCCAGAUAAACGCGUGGUGUGAACCGGUCUGACUCCUUGUGGCCCGACGCAUCUCUAACGCAGGUCGUUGUUGGAGAAAGAGAAUGUAAGAUAGGGCCUCACCAAGGACACCAGCACCACGGGUAUUUCUAGCCUUAAAUCGCUGCGCACACCAGUCUCGAAUUUUCACGGAAGUCCCUGGGAUGCUUUGGUGGCAAAAGUUUUGUUCGCAAGAGAGCAUUUGCUGACUGUUUUUUCCCGUUAAAUCUGCUUUUGGGGGUCUCAUCGCCGGCCUUUGGCUCCUUCUGCUCCAACCUUAUUCGCCUUCAAUUUCGUAACUGAAUGCUCUGUCCCCUUGUAGCCGAGGAGGAGAAGAAUGCAAGAGGUGAAGUCCUGCUAGAGCGUGUGCUUGAUGAGGCGCUUUGGAUCAACAUUCACGGUCUGCCGGUGAGUGUGCGAACAUUGUGAGAUGUUUCCGACCAGUUUCGUGACUUCGAAACGAGUCGGGGUGUUGUCAGUAGUAUGUUCUAGGAUUCUUUAAAGUCUCCUAAGAUCACAGAGUACUAUCAACAACUCAAAACAGAGCGAACGAAAUGGGCGUUUCUGAUUUUUUGCCGUCUGUUUGGUCGCAGGUCCAUUAUCGCAAUACGUCUUUGGUUUGUGACCCAAUUACACUAAUUUUGUCUGGUGUUCUUUUGACUCGGUUUGUGUAAGCUCUUUGAUUCCAGACCCUCUAGUGAAAUUAUCCCGCUUCUCCCGCCAGCUGGUAUGGCCAUCUUAGUGAUUCAUGAAUUUAACUGGAUUUCAUUCAGCCAGAUGGUUUCUACCAGUUAAUGCUCGUGGAUGCGUGUAGAAGCGGAACUUCCGUCUUGUACAGCCCAAGGAUAGGGUUGGUUAUCUCGAUGAGAGGGACAUCGUCUGCAAGCUCCCAUGCGAUGCCUGUGAUGUCUUGUAUUGUGGCCAAACGGGAAAGUCCACCUCUGCACGCAUCCACGAGCAUAAUCUGGCAGUUAGAUGUAACUAUUUGUCUCAAGUGGCCACGUAUACCCUAGGUAUCGCGUACACCUUCGUCCGGGAUAAAACUGGCAUCAUCGGUGUCUGUCCUGUUAAAAAGGUCGGGUUUCCCGACACCGUGCAUUCAGAUCGGAACGCUGAGUCACAUGUCGUAUACAGAAAUUUCGAGGACAAAUGGAGGAGACAAAAACCGAGUAAUACAGAAUGACGUACGGGAAAGCCGCUUACUGGCCUAAACACCGAACAAGCAUCGAUUUUUUAAGCACGUUUAAAAUUUUUAUUGUUUUUUUCUCAACGUCUGACAACGACUUGUGGAACCUGCGUCGGAAGUUUACCCAAUCAAGUUUUUUUGCUUCUCUCAAAGGACGUAUUCGACUUCAGAUUACGUUUCUCUGGAUACCUGCCUGCAGAAUCAUAUAUAUAUGUAUGACUGGCUGACGACGGCUAAUAAGCCGGAAAUGGCCAUUCCAGUCUCCAUUGUCUUGUCGGUAAUGCCAUUCUGCCUUUAUCAUGCGCCACUGUGCGGCUGCUGGUUGGGCUCGAGAGAGAGAGCCCGUAAGGCACAACGGAACGAGUGAGUCCCGUAAGAACUAUCGGUGAGCGCCCCCCUACCAUUCUCUGUCACUGCAAAUUGGGAAUGGCAGGUGGCGAUGCACUGAGGAACUUGAGUUCGAUUAAGUCCUUAUGACCUAUCUGGUAGACCCUAAUGGUGGACCAGCUGCGCCAAGUGUGUGUUAGCAUGUUAGUGGUCAGGAUUAUUAUUAGUUGAAUGAAGGCAAACAAGCUUGAUACAGUUCUGCAUCACUCUAACCUCCCCCCCUCCCCCCCCCCAGACUCCGUCGUCUCCCUCUGCUAUCAUAGCUUGACCGACUUCGCCCUGUUAGGUGAUUGCCUGUUCGUGGCCCCUAUCACCUAUACGAAGCUUGCUUGCUUCGGAAAGCCAAUUGAUCGGUGUGCGUCCAAUUCUAAGUGAAUUUAUAUGUAGGUGUGGGUAUUGAAAGAUUGGCUUUCUAAGAAGGUCAAUCUGGAAGAAAUAAGUCCCUUGGGAAACGUAACGAACUUUAUUCCGCAUAUUUUUAACACUGGUUCCCCGUUUCCUUUUCAGAUAUGUGGAAAAUGUGCACAACUACUGCCGUACAAAAGUAUGCCACUUGUAGUACAGCAUUCUCGAAGGAUAGUCACCACGCAUUGAUUCCGGAUAGUUGUCGGUCAAAUAUUUUCUAAGAUUUCGGACCCGGUCCUAAAAAGCUGUAUCCCGGGAAAUUAACUCCACGUUAUUUGGUUGAUGAUUUUCAGAAUUAUUAAAUAAACAUUUAUAUGUAUAUAUAUGACCCCAUUAUUGGAACUUGCCAAUCCCUUUCUUCCUUCCGCAGGGCGAACUGCCCGCCUUGGAGGUCCGCACGGGUCAGGGCUAUGGUCUACGUUGCCUGGUUGAGCCCCUGUCUUUUCGUGGCUUUCUGGAGCCCUACUUUGCUGAGGGGUGGAUGAACAAGUUCAGGCACUAGGAUCCCCCUGUCUCUUUUUUUUACCAUCUAGCGUUUUGUGAUAGAGGCUCCAUCGCCUCCUGCUGUCUGUCUUUCCAUGAAAUCCCCUUUGAGCUUGUCUGGCAUCCUCUGCCUUAUCUUACGUCUUUUAACGCGCCACAAAAACUGUUUUCUCCCUCCCGAGUGAUCUGGCCCUCGUGUCGGUUCCCUAUCUCAAAACUUCUUUUUUAUAUCAAUAAUGCAAUUAUAUUCUCUCCCUCUAAGGGGAAUUUUGUGCAUCGAUCCGCAAUCUUGAGCAUGCAAGACAGCAGAAUGGAUGGUACAAGUAUCAUGCCUCAGAAAUUUAAACCGGACACUUUUUAAAAAGAUCCAUAACCGGCGGUCACAUAUCCUAGCCUACAGAACGAACGGCAAUUUGCUUCCAUCCUCGUGAAAUACCGACUGGAAUCCAUAAGUAUGCCUCCCACCAGAAGAGAUUAUUAAUGGUGUUCCAGAUAGUAUAUCCUCACUGUUCUUCGGACACUCGUGUCCAAGGAAACCUUCCAGUCUCUCCGACGUAAUUGUACUGCCAGCAACUGCAUUAAAUCCGGUCAACGACUCCAGGCAUUUCUCGCCGUGGCCUCACUGCUUGGCGCCUUACGGUUGUUUCCGGUCUGUGCGCAACCCCGACCGCUAGUAGCACGAGAAGGCGGCGGACGUCUUCGCGACCUUGUUGGCGUACAGGAGCUUAGAGCAAGUGCAGUCUGCUCUCCUGUUUCGUUUGCGCGCUCGUCGGCUUCAUUUGACGAGGAAGCUUGCAACACCAGUAGAUUCUAUGGCGAGUUCACUGAGAACUGCUCGUCAGAGCACAGAUCGUGAGCGAUACAGGGCAGCAAAAGCCAGAGUCUGACAGGAGAGGAGUAUUUCGGCAACACGUCCGGCUCAUCUGGCGACCGACACAGCUUGCCGCCCCAACUUGCCGGCGGCAGUAUGGGCUGGCGCAACCCCGAAUUUCUGUUGCACCACAACAGGUUCAUGUGGUGCCAACGGGCUUAUGCAGAAUCGACGUUGUUUUGCAGGGAACUGUCAGGGCUCAUCGCACGACCGACUUUGUUUACGUCAAGUCCUCAGCGGAAGUAGUGGUGGGUGCAGAUCUGCUCCUGUUGCGCCAGAGCAGACCCAUGUGUGGCAACUGGCGUGUGAGGAACCAGUCUUCUUUUGUAGAAAACCGCCAGAGUGGUCUGGCGACCAGCACUGUUUGCUAUAUUUAAGGAAAGCGCCGACUGGCACAGCCCUGAGCGUCUAUUGCGCCAUCACAAGUAGUACACAUUGUCGUGCAAAUGCGCUCACGGCAGCCCACCGCUGUUGCCUUAUCCUCUGACGGGGGGCAUGUGUGUGUGGGUGUGCCUCCUAAAAAGGCAACGUAGUAGAUGCGCUGGACCAACAAUAGAGCCAUAUCGGAUUCUAGCAGGUGUUAUCGGAUUGCGCGCCGUAGCAAAUGCCAACAUUUCGGAAUGCGGUGGCAGACCCGGUUGUCGGCAGACGGCACGCACAUUGGGACCCUUGCCGCUCCGUCACUGUUGUUGCUGGUCGAAGGCCUGGUUAUUUGCUGUGUGGACCAGGGGGCGUGGAGCGGAGUGUCAAGAUGCGGGCUCGACCGGGCAAUUCAACUGCGAUCUCCUCCGCCUCCGGUUUCUUGACUCUCUCUUGACACCGGGUCCAGGUGGGGGAGGAGGGAGUGUGGUAGAUGCUGUGCAAGUCUACCACCACUACAAACUAAUUCACGCACAGGUCGCCGCCCCUGUGCAGUACAUGUGGACAUCUUCGGCAACGACGGUCGAACUCUCGUGUGCAUAACGAAAAUACGUUGUGCUGACGUAGGGUUGGAGGUGGCUGUGGGCUUUGGGGGAAUCGUUGUUUUUGCCUGUUCGAGAGGAGCGCGUUGGUUUUGACGUAUCCUCGAUGGAAUCGACCACUACUCAUGAGGGAUGUGUGCGCUCGUCUGUACUGAUUAAAGGAUGAAGUGGGUGUAUCCGUCUCGCACCGAAAUUGGGGGUAUGCAGCUUACGAAGGCGAUAGCAUGACGACUAGCAAUCCGUCAAAGAUAUUGUAAUUCAGCAACUUUGUCCUCCAUUUCACUGCGGUGCUUCUCACCGCGCCGGUAUAGCGUUCUUACGCAACUGCGUUUAUGACUGAUCGGAUAGUUGCUGUUCAAGUUCAGUAUUUGUGUCGUAUUUGUCGCUUUCCUGAACACUUUGGUUUUUUAGGCCACCACAAUCUUUGCCGCAGGCCAGCUGGUUAUUUUCUUCCUCCAUCAUUGUAAACUGAAUGUCUCGGAAGAAGACGUUGAGAUGUUCUUUCACUGUCAGCGCCUGAUCCCGAUCGAUGACGACGGUCCUACAACGGUUGGAGUCGCUGGUUUUCCGACACCACAGACCGAAAUGCUGGGCUCGAAUAUGGGUGAAACCUUUGUCGUCAUCGAUCGGGAUCAGGUGCCGGCAUUCAAAGAAAAUCUGAACGUCGUCUUCCGGGACAUACAAUUUACGAUGGAGGAGGAAGAAAACAACCAGCUGGCCUUCCUGGAUGUCCUCGCCUGCCGCAAAGAUUAUGGUGGCCUAAAGACUAAAGUGUUCAGUAAAGCGACAAAUACGACGCAAAUGCUUCUACCAGAAGAUGAUUACGUUUUGAAAUGGGACCCCACUUACGGGGGGUCGCCCAACAAUGAGCCAUCACUAACCUAG
Messenger RNA from Spirometra erinaceieuropaei, 18677 nucleotides. NCBI's taxonomy places the organism in Eukaryota, Metazoa, Platyhelminthes, Cestoda, Diphyllobothriidea, Diphyllobothriidae. The record is from the annotation of a GenBank genome assembly.